UCUCCCUCCAGAAUUCAGAGGCGCUUUUCAGAGUGUCAAACCAGCUCGGUGGAAAUAAUGUCUUUGAACACUAUGAAGAAGAGACUCUUCCAAUAAACGUUAAAAAGGCGCCUGACUGGAACAACUCUGUUUGAAGUUCAAACCAUCAUACUCGAGAAACACGCGAGGAUGCGCGCGGCAGUUGGAAUCCUUUGUGCUUUGACGUUCCUGGUCUCGUGCAUCCAUGGCGCGAGAGUUGUGAGUGGUCAGACAGUGUGUCAGGGCACUUCCGAGCAUCCAUGCUAUAAGAUCGCUUACUUCAGGGACGUGUCGAGUCGUGUUGCAUUCUGGGAGGCCAAGCAUGCAUGUGACAUGGAUGGCGGUUCAUUGCUGAGCAUUGAGAACACUGCAGAGCAGAAGCACAUUGAACACCUUCUGCAGGAACUCAGCGUCUCCACUUCCACCGGUGCUUCCAGCGGGUCGGGCGUCACAGACGGAGACUUCUGGAUCGGGCUGACACGGGUGGAGGACGAAAACGCACAGGAGCAUGGCAGCUUCGCCUCGUGUCCUGACCUGUAUAGGUGGACAGAUGGAAGUGUCUCACAGUUUAGAAACUGGUAUGCUGAUGAACCAUCAUGUGGAGGAGAAGCUUGCGUGGUGAUGUAUCACCAGCCUACAGCUCUCGCUGGGCCUGGUGGGCCGUAUCUUUAUCAGUGGAAUGAUGAUAGGUGCAAUAUGAAGCACAAUUUCAUCUGCAAGUAUGAACCAGAAAGUUACCUGGUAAAAGUUCAGAGUGACACGCCUGGAGGCCCUGAUGUCGGUCUUAACUCAGAAGAACAAGAGGAAGGGAGAACACCUCCCGUUGAUCAGGAUGAGAACCCUCUACUUAUAAUGCCAGGGCCCUCAAGUAUGCUGCUAAUAUACGUGAUUAUCCCUACCAUCCCUCUCCUCUUGCUGAUCCUGGUGGCUUCAGGAACGUGCUGUUUCCAGAUGUUGAGCAAGAGUAAACCACGGACCAAAACGAGUGUUAACCAAUCAACUCUCUGGAUCUCCAAGACGCCAAAGAUAGACAGUGGCAUGGAGGUUUAAAGAAUCAUCUCCACGAUUCAAACAGCUCCAUUUUUCUGGCUUGAUCAGCAACAUUCUCGUCUGGUGGCUAGUUUAGUGUAUGAUUUAAUAAUACUAGCUAAAAGUUAGAUACAUAUUUGCAUUCCUGUACAAAUGUUGUGCUCUCACAAAUUUCUUAAGUCUACAAGUUUCCUGCUUAUUCCCAUAACCGUCUUCUCCAUUUCAUCUUUCUUCAGAGAACCACAACCACAAAAAAAAAGAGGAAUUAAGAGUUUGUUGUGACUGCGAAUAGGGACACACAAACUGAAAAGAAAUUAAUCUCCAAAAGAGCAUAAAAAGACAGCAUCAUAGGUUUUAGAGUAAUGUGUCUCAUUCAAGAAAUGAGAGGCCUAUUUAAUCCCCAAAGUUUCUCAUGCAUUGCCAAUAAUGGCACAAUAUCAUGUAUAGUUAUGUGCAUACGAUUAAUAAUUUGGUAGCAAAAACAUCUGCAAUCAUUCUUUAAAUGAACAGAAUCAUUGGCUUAUA
Carassius auratus (goldfish) is the source of this 1572-nucleotide messenger RNA. Its product is annotated as chondrolectin. Gene Ontology annotation, cellular component: cytoplasm. The transcript is spliced from 7 exons. NCBI's taxonomy places the organism in Eukaryota, Metazoa, Chordata, Actinopteri, Cypriniformes, Cyprinidae. Gene Ontology annotation, biological process: positive regulation of axonogenesis. Bases 169 to 1068 code for a protein of 299 amino acids. The record is from RefSeq and is a predicted model, not a curated record.